CAACAAACAACAACAAAGGAAAUAUAUCAGAGGAAAUCACCUUUUUGAACGUGAAUAUAUCUACUAUCUAUCGGAAAAUACGAGAAAAUAUCAAUUAAUACUAUGAGUGGUUUUGUAGUUGAUAUACCUAGAACAAAAAGUGUUCAGAUGUAGAAUGUAGAUUACCAUUCGUCAUUGCAGGUAGAUAUUUUCUCCAACAGAACUCUUCUAACAUGACAACUACUAAGGGCUUCAAAGUAACAGAUGCCGAUCGGAAGACACGCGUCGGCAUCGCUGUCAAAAAUUUCGACGAACUCAAAAAGAAAACCAUCGAUAAGUUCAAGUUGAAAUUUUUGCCUGGGCAAAUUGACUUCCAAACUACUGAUGGGACAAUCAUCGAAAAUGAAGAAUAUUUUCAAACUUUGCCGCCCCAGACUCUCCUGAUUUGGGUGAAAGUGGGAGAAAAAGCCCCUACCGAUGCCGAGAUCCUCUACAAGACCAUCAGAGAGGUGAACGACGAGUACCUCACUGCGGGCGAGAAGGUCCAGCAGUUCUUCACCGAAAAAAUGAAGAACAAAGUGUUCAAGUUGGCGGAGGUGCUCAAAGGGCUCGACAAGGACUCGGCGAAAUUCAGUAGCCGGUCCGAGCAUCCCGAAUGGUUUGAAGGCCUAAACACCAAUUCCAAAACCAAAGAGGAAUAUAUGUUCCGAAGGGCGCAGGACCGUAUCAGAACGUAUUUCUACAAAACCAAAGACGAGCUGAACAAAAAGGACGUGCCUCGCAACGCCCUUCGCGAACUAAUCACUGAAUUGGACUCAAAGUUGAAACUAAAUAAAUAUCUCGGAUAUUAUUUCAACAGGGCGAACGCAGGAGACGAGAACAUGAAAAGCAUAUGCGACCAGAAUGGCAACUUUCAAUGCCAAGGCAGGUGGGACAAGGAGCAGUGUCUGUACCAUCCAUCUCACUCUAUCAAUCCGUAUGCCAGCAGGGAAGCGCGCAUCGUCUUUCAGACUUGGAAUCUCGAUCACAACAAGGAGAGAUCGAGGAGCAUCAUCCCGGCUGUUUGCGCAGCUCUGCAUUCUGUUGGUCGUCUUUCUGGAAAUGAUAAGGUUAGGAAACUUCUAGACCACGUGGGCGACGUUCACGCGGACAAGUGCUUGGACGUCAAGAGCAUCUUCAACGACCUUUUCACGGUGAACAAUUUAAAAUUCGUACAUAUCGUGUGCCAUGACAAGGGAGCCCACGUCCACGCUAAGGCCGGUCCUUAUUUGUUGUAGCGUUAUCGGAGAUAUCGGAAAAUUAAUUUUUCUACGGCUAUAACACAAAAUUGCUCUUGUUUUACUGUGCUCGAUACAUCAAUGAGGUUCUUUGUUUGACAUAAAUUUUAUUUCCGUAUCUGAUAUCACAAUGACG
This is a messenger RNA of Phaedon cochleariae (mustard beetle), 1392 nucleotides long. NCBI's taxonomy places the organism in Eukaryota, Metazoa, Arthropoda, Insecta, Coleoptera, Chrysomelidae. The record is from the annotation of a GenBank genome assembly.